AUGUGCGACAUUGUGUCUAAUGUCAAAAGCAUGCAGACUUGCACCAUGCUCCCAGGUUCGUCGAUUCUUCUAUCAAUCAUAAGUCGGUUUGGCAUUCCUCAUACCAUCAUAACUGAUAAUGGUACGCAGUUCGUGGACAAAAAAUUCAAUCAAAUACUUCAAGAUUUGCAUGUCAAACACAGAUACACAUCUGUGGAACAUCCACAAACAAAUGGAUUGGCAGAAGCUGCAAAUCGAGUCUUGAAACGAGGAUUGGAAAAAAGAUUAGAAGCAGCUAAAGGAGACUGGCCUGAACAAUUAGACUUUGUGUUAUGGGGCUACAGAACAACCACACAUUCAACUAUGGGGGAAACCCAGUUCCGCAUGGUUUACGGUAGUGAAGCCAUGAUUUCGGUUGAAAUUGGAGAGCCAUCACGGAGAAGGAUCUACACGAAUGAAGAUAACAAUUCGCAUGCAUUACUCCAUAACUUGGAUGCAAUGGAUGAAGUCCGCGAAAUUGCUUAUGUUAAGGAAGUGGCAUUAAAGCAAUGA
Messenger RNA from Gastrolobium bilobum, 531 nucleotides. RefSeq lists its product as uncharacterized. Gene Ontology annotation, molecular function: nucleic acid binding. The record is from RefSeq and is a predicted model, not a curated record. Lineage: Eukaryota; Viridiplantae; Streptophyta; Magnoliopsida; Fabales; Fabaceae. Gene Ontology annotation, biological process: DNA integration. Bases 1 to 531 code for a protein of 176 amino acids. The transcript has a single exon.